UUGGCUCAUGCCUGUCUUCCCAGCACUUUGGGAGGCUGAGGUGGACGGAUCACCUGAGGUCAGGAGUUGGAAACCAGCCUGGCCAACAUGGUGAAACCCUGUCUCUACUACAAAUACAAAAAUUAGCCAGGUGUGGUGGUGUGCGCCUAUAGUCCCAGCCACUCGAGAGGCUGAGGCAGGAGAAUCGCUUGAACCCAGGAGGCAGAGGUUGCAGUGAGCUGAGAUGGUGCCACCGCACUCCAGCCUGAUGACAGAGCGAGACUCCAUCUAAAAAAAAAAAAAAGGGUCUCACUAUGUUGCCCAGUCCGGCCUGCUGGCAUCUUGAUGUUGAACUUCCAGCCUCCAGAAGUGUGAGAGAACUGGUUUUUUGAGCCACCCAGUUUGCAGAAAUUCGCACGACCCCCAGAAAUGAAUGCAGAACCUGUUCAAUCCAUAAGACGAUUAAUGAGUGCUAAUGAUGGGCUCUGUGCUCCUUGAAGCAAGCGCUCCAGAGGCUCCGGAAGCCACGGCUGGAUUGGAGACGAGAUGGGAUCCUCAGAGGACCACGCCUAUCGCCUCCUUAAUGACUACGCCAAUGGCUUCAUGGUGUCCCAGGUUCUCUUCGCCGCCUGCGAGCUGGGCGUGUUUGACCUUCUCGCCGAGGCCCCAGGGCCCCUGGACGUGGCGGCAGUGGCUGCAGGUGUGGGGGCCAGCGCCCAUGGGACAGAGCUGCUGCUGGACAUCUGUGUGUCCCUGAAGCUGCUGAAAGUGGAGACGAGAGGAGGAAAAGCUUCCUAUCGAAACACGGAGCUGUCCAGCGACUACCUGACCACGGUCAGCCCGACGUCACAAUGCAGCAUGCUGAAGUACAUGGGCAGGACCAGCUACCGGUGCUGGGGCCACCUGGCAGACGCCGUGAGAGAAGGAAGGAACCAGUACCUGGAGACGUUUGGCGUUCCCGCUGAAGAGCUUUUUACGGCCAUCUACAGGUCCGACGGCGAGCGGCUACAGUUCAUGCAAGCUCUGCAGGAGGUCUGGAGCGUCAACGGGAGAAGCGUGCUGACCGCCUUUGACCUCUCAGUGUUCCCACUUAUGUGUGACCUCGGUGGGACAUGGAUAAAGCUGGAAACCAUCAUUCUCAGCAAACUAUCGCAAGGACAGAAAACCAAACACCGCGUGUUCUCACUCAUAGGUGGGGCUGGAGCUCUGGCUAAGGAAUGCAUGUCUCUGUACCCUGGAUGUAAGAUCACCGUUUUUGACAUCCCAGAAGUGGUGUGGACGGCAAAGCAGCACUUCUCAUUCCAGGAGGAAGAACACAUUGACUUCCAGGAAGGGGAUUUCUUUAAAGACCCUCUUCCGGAAGCUGAUCUGUACAUCCUGGCCAGGGUCCUCCAUGACUGGGCAGACGGAAAGUGCUCACACCUGCUGGAGAGGAUCUACCACACUUGCAAGCCAGGUGGUGGCAUUCUGGUAAUUGAAAGCCUCCUGGAUGAAGACAGGCGAGGUCCUCUCCUCACGCAGCUCUACUCUCUGAACAUGCUCGUGCAGACGGAAGGGCAGGAGAGGACCCCCACCCAGUACCACAUGCUCCUCUCUUCUGCUGGCUUCAGAGACUUCCAGUUUAAGAAAACAGGAGCCAUUUAUGAUGCCAUUUUAGCCAGGAAAUAACUUUUUCUUGUGACCUGGAACUAACGUCAAAGCACACAAGACAUAAUAAUAAAGAGAUGUACCUCCAGUG
This is a messenger RNA of Pan troglodytes (chimpanzee), 1717 nucleotides long. It is a transcript of the gene ASMT, whose product is annotated as acetylserotonin O-methyltransferase. The record is from RefSeq and is a predicted model, not a curated record. NCBI's taxonomy places the organism in Eukaryota, Metazoa, Chordata, Mammalia, Primates, Hominidae. The transcript is spliced from 11 exons. Gene Ontology annotation, molecular function: O-methyltransferase activity; protein dimerization activity. Bases 526 to 1647 code for a protein of 373 amino acids.